AUGGAGAAGGAGGGAGGCCAAAUUAGGGCUGAAAAACAGAUGGAUAGAUUUAGAGAAGCUUUAAAUGUAUGCGAUCUGAAGGACCUAUACUUUACAUGGCCUUACUUCACGUGGAGAGGGAAUAGACAUGGGGAGGAGAUAAAAGAACGGUUGGACCGUUUUGUUGUGAAUAGAACAUGGCUGCAGAUGUUCCCGGCUUCAAAAGUCACUCACCUGCUUCCUAGUGAGUCUGAUCAUCUGCCAAUUUUGAUACAUAUACGAAGGAGCAGUGGCAGACGUAAGAAAAGAAAAAGGAAAAAUAAAUUUCGUUUUGAGGAGUUUUGGCUUCGGGAAAAAGAUGUGAAAGAUGUUGUUGAAGCUGGUUGGCUAAGUGGCACGGGGUCUAACCCAUUUUCUUCAGUGUACAACAAGAUUUCAAAUACAAGAGAGAUGUUGUUGAGUUGGAGUAGGACUCGUUUUGGGAAUAUCCAAGAGAUGAUAGAGGCAGUUAGAGAAAAGCUUGCAGAGUCCUAUGAUACAACUUUCUCUUCUCCUUGUUCAAUGCAGCGGAUGGGUUUAGAAAAAGUGCUACAAGAACUUCUCCAUAAAGAGCAGACUUUCUGGCAACAACGUUCAAGGGUGCUGUGGCUAGCAGAG
Fragaria vesca subsp. vesca is the source of this 636-nucleotide messenger RNA. RefSeq lists its product as uncharacterized. The record is from RefSeq and is a predicted model, not a curated record. The transcript has a single exon. NCBI's taxonomy places the organism in Eukaryota, Viridiplantae, Streptophyta, Magnoliopsida, Rosales, Rosaceae. The annotation marks the transcript as partial.